GGCAGGCCAAUCRCAGUCAGGAUGGAAGGGCAGUCUUUGGUCUGGAUCAACAAUAUCACUACAGACCGACUGAACACCUCGUUCAAAAUCAACGCCACAAAUUUAAGUGAAAACCCUGAAAAAUACCAGUUUUACAGCAUUGGUCUCUUCUUGUCCUGUUUGUACACUAUCCUCCUGUUUCCUAUUGGGUUUAUAGGCAACAUYCUAAUCCUGGUGGUAAACCUGAACCACAGAGACAAGAUGACCAUCCCUGAUCUCUACUUUGUUAAUUUGGCCGUGGCGGAUCUCAUCCUGGUGGCAGAUUCCCUCAUUGAGGUUUUCAACCUGAACGAGAAGUAUUACGACUACGCCAUCCUCUGCACCUUCAUGUCCCUGUUCCUGCAGAUCAACAUGUACAGCAGCAUCUUCUUCCUCACGUGGAUGAGCUUCGACAGAUACGUCGCGUUGGCCAGCUCCAUGAGCAGCAGCUCGCUGAGGACGAUGCAGCACGCCAAGCUCAGCUGCAGCCUGAUCUGGAUGGCCUCCAUCCUGGCCACCCUUCUCCCCUUCACAAUAGUCCAGACCCAACACAGRGGGGAAGUGCACUUCUGCUUUGCGAAUGUCUUUGAGAUUCAGUGGCUGGAGGUAACCAUUGGGUUUCUGGUGCCCUUCUCCAUCAUCGGCCUGUGCUACUCUCUGAUCGGGCGGAUCCUCGUGCGAUCCCAGAAGCAUCGYGGGUUGUGGCCACGGCGGCAGAAAGCCCUGCGCAUGAUCGUGGUGGUGGUUUUGGUGUUCUUCAUCUGUUGGCUGCCAGAGAACGUCUUCAUCAGCAUCCAGCUGCUGCAGGGCACCGCCAACCCGUCGCGGAGGACUGCCUCCGCCUUGUGGCACGACUAUCCGCUCACAGGCCACAUUGUUAACCUGGCAGCCUUUUCCAACAGCUGCCUUAACCCCAUUAUCUACAGCUUUCUAGGGGAAACCUUCAGGGACAAGCUGAGACUCUUUGUGAAAAAGAAAGCCAGCUCGUCAGUSGUGACCCACUUCUGCCACCAUGAUCUUGAUUUACAUCUCCCUGUCAGGGGUAACGUGUCAGAGGUCUGACUGCAAUGAGAAAACAACUCAAAAACUUCACUUUUUCAUAUCAAAUAUGAGUUCUCUUUCUCUGUUAUUCUGCUUUGAAUCAUCCAGUUGCACAAGUGUCAGACUUGCUCUCUUCAUGAACAAGAAACACAAAAGAUCCUACAAGACACUUUAAAAGAAAAAGGGAAAUCCAAUUAAUGUAUUUUUUAUUAGAUGAAUAAGUUAUUUUAAUGUCCUGUGCACAUUCAGUUGAACUUUUUUCUUUAUGUCUGGUGUGUUUUCUGUUCAAACGAAGCACAAGUGUCUACAUAAAAUGUCCUUCAGACUUAAGACUUCACAAAUCCAACCAGGUGAUCUAUCUGAUCCACAGGAAGGAUAAUUUCAGUCAAAAUAACACGUUCUUCCUAAAGUGAAAUACAAAAAUGGUC
Molecule: messenger RNA, 1487 nt
Organism: Austrofundulus limnaeus
Lineage: Eukaryota; Metazoa; Chordata; Actinopteri; Cyprinodontiformes; Rivulidae
Gene: gper1
Product: G protein-coupled estrogen receptor 1
Exons: 1
Coding region: 22-1080 (352 amino acids)
Biological process (GO): cellular response to estradiol stimulus; G protein-coupled receptor signaling pathway
Cellular component (GO): membrane
Molecular function (GO): nuclear estrogen receptor activity; G protein-coupled receptor activity
Source: RefSeq, a predicted model, not a curated record